UCAUGUUUUGUAUUGUAUUAUAUGUCAUUUAGGUUACGCCACUAUGGUUAAUUAUUGGUUAACGCGGGCGGUCGGGGUUCGAUUACCCGAUGGGGAAAUCGUAUGGUGAUUUUGAUCUGUUGGGUAUAUAGCUAUUGAAUUUUAGUGACACAUAACUAUAACAUAUUGCAAUUCAGCUACAGGAAAAAUUCAUAGAAAAAUAAAGCACCUAGAUACAGAGAGAAGCACUGUCGUCCAAGACAACUUUGGGUAUAGACGACAGUUAUGAAGGACAGAAAAAGGUCGUGUACCUGACAUCCUAUUGUCGUCUUGUAUCCUACCUGACAUAUAUGACUUUAGCGAGACGAAAUAUGGUUGCUUGUUGCAAUUGUCUAACAUGUUUCCGUUUUAAUCUACGGUCCGUUUAGCCCUAGCUUUUCACAGUUUAGAAAAUAGAAAUCUGUUGUAACCACUAAAUUAAUAGUAAUUAGAGUAAGAAGAUAACCUACGUUUCAUACCACUGAUCGAUUUACCGGCCUGCCCCUAGCUAAAGCUUUGCUACAUGCCGCGUGGAGCUGUUUUUGCUGAGGAGACAGAUUGGCUUUGAUCAUGUAGCUAUCUAAUCUCCUCACUUCAUUCGUCUCCCAGCUCUUGGAUUUAGCUGAGUUUACCAAUGACGGACUGCAAUUCUGAUUACAUCACUGUUAUAUCUAUGCCAAGACAGACACUCGAGUACGACGAAAAACAGGGUUGAGGGGUUCUGCGUCCAUUCUGUGCGUUUGAGACAUGUUUCUGUUGUUAAUCGUGAUCGCUGCUGGCGCUCUCUCUAUUUGAAUACGACUCAUUCUUUCCCGUUUGGCUUUUUGCAACAUCAUAUCCCGAUAAAAGCAAAAAACACCAUGUUUUACUGAGGCCUUUUAUUCGGCUUUGGCUUGGUUAUGGUGCAUGCCUCGCGUCUUCUCUGGCGGUGACGAUUGAAUAGGCCCAUUGAGCUUAAAGUCGAUGUCACAGCGUGAGAUAAUAUGGUAUCUGCGCUGCCGGCCACGUCCCUCUCUUCAGCUAUAUCCUCUUUUUUGCACUCGCCGCUCGUUUAAUUGCUGCAUAAUAUUCCACUGGCGAAAACACCAAAAACGUUGUUGGGCGGAAACCAUUCGAACUCCGCAGUUUCGUAACCAAAUCAAAUGAAUCGUUCGCUUACUGACGCUUAAGAACGUCUGCGACUGUUGCGCGAAUCGGAUGCCCCUUCGCUUAUUUUUACCACCACAACAGAAGCAGUCGGUGCAUUACCUGCGGCGGCAGUGGAUAACAACAGUGUGACGUCCGCUGCAGUACCUUUUUGGUUGGGCGGCCGGCCAAUUGUUCGUUGCCACCGCACUUCCCCGUACAGCAGCGGAUGGCAGACCUCUCAUAGAACGCCGUUGCUGAUGGGGGCCUGUACGUAUACGCAGUUUCCCUGUAAGGGGUAAUCGUGAGUUUGUUUCUCUUUCCGUCUUUUUGACCAUGUCGUUGCUCGUGUCGAAGAGCGCUCGUCGCCGCUAUCGUCGAUCAUUUGUGGUCGGGUAGUGAUUUUUCUCAUACGCCUGUGUCACCGGUUAAGCUGCUGCGUUGCGUUUCGUGUUUGUUCUAUUCGACGAAUCUAACGUUCGAAGUAGUAGCGAUAUCGGUAGCAAAGCGUGGGUAAGAAGCAUACGGUAAACUAAUUUUUCAGCUGCACCAGUUCUAUUAGUGAGCGGCAAACACCAAGCAUCAAACGUCAAGGGCUCGAGCAAUUCCUUAUUUCGAAUAAUUGCUUGCCAUCGCCGUUGGCUAUCAUUUGCCGCCGUGUGGUGACCGCAAUGCGGUGUUCAAUCGUAACGACCUCCAGAAGACACAAAGAGAUACGUAUAUCAACGACAUCUGGAGUUGUGUGAAUCUGUCUGUUUGUCAGUAGUGUUGGCUUUGGUUUGAAGCGUGGCGGAUCGCGACUGAGUCGUCUCGUGUUAGUAAAUUCCGCUAUACGCUAGACACCAGCGAAGGCAAGGAUUGCACUAAGGCAGUUCUUAGCCACUAAGGUGGCUGUACAUAGAGCGUAAAAGUGUUGUAAUCUAAACCUUGCAAAAGCAAUAAGGCUAAUCGGUAAUCACUUUAAGUUGUCUCGUAAACUUCUGGCGAACUUCUGCCAGAGUAUCGUAGCGCUGCGCAGGAUCCAGGUUACAAAGUCGCAAUAUAGAGGAAUAAAGAUACGCUGAAAGAAGUGAUCUUAUAGGAUCAGGUGAUUCUGUCUACUGAGCGUUCAGAAAUAAAAGGAUUCCAUAAUGUUACGUGUCUCGUCCCAGCCACUAGUUGCAUUGACAGUGCUGACCAUAGAUGUCCUGCAUGGUCUGGAUACGCCGCCCCAUUUGCCGGCAACUCCUGAAAGGCAGAAACAUAACGGACUGACCAACAUAAACAAGUUUAGGGAUUCCUUCGUCGAGCAGAUCCGUCAGGUAGAUCCUGCCAUUUACAAGUGGUACCGAGACACCUACUGGGGUAAUUGUGGCCUGUUAGAAUCAAGGCCGCUUAGUCAUCCUAAACGGCCACCAAGUAAAGACGAUAUAAGACAAGGCAAUUAUCCAGUGAAAAGCUACGGCGGUCCAAGGGUAGAUCAGAAAAUUCCGUCCGGUGGCGAACGGCAACAAACUCCUAAUCCCCAUGUGCCACCUACAUUGUUCCCGCCUCCAAACAUUUUCCCUCCAAACAUCCCCGCUGGAUCGACACUACCACCACACAACAGUGAGGAUACUAACUACAAACCCCCGGUUAACAACAGCAGCCAUGGGCGACAACUGAAUACGCAGGGACUAUCGAUUAGGUUCCCUAGCGAAGAUGAAGAGGCACGUAAUAUCGCUCGGCAAGACGCCAUAAAUGCGCAGAUCCUCCGUCAACGAGGAUACCCGUACAGUGGCAACGGGUACUUCCAGACUGGUGCCGAGAGUUUCCAUAAUAAACUGAAACAACAACAACAACAACAACAACAACAACAGCAGCAGUCGUACCAACGUUUUGGUAGCACCUAUUUCAGAAAUGGCUAUUCACAAAACAGCUAUAUUUCUAACGAUAAUGCUGCUUACGGCCAAGGUAGUGGUGAUUACUCGAAUAACAGAAACGUCAACAGUGAAGAUCGCUAUGGCAAUAAUAACUACAACAAUGGCUAUAAUAACGGAUAUGCUAAUGGGUCACCGUCACAAAGCCAGCUGGUGAUUUACCGCAGACAGUUUAUCAAUACGCCUCACGUGAUCACUCUGGGAAACGGUGAUAGCUUGGUCUUAGAGCGGCAAAAGCGGGACAGAGGCUAUUACGCUGCGGAAGGCUCGAAUGUGAUUAAUAACAGCGGUGAAAUAAAUGUAGGAAACGGGUUGAGUAGUAACUUUGCAAAAAGUCGAUCCAAGAGGGAAGACUUUGCUCCGGGCGUCGUUGGGGGCAACAACGCCGAAAAAAUCUACCCUUGGAUGGUACCGAUUGUUGCGAAAGGCCUCGAAGAUGGCCCCUACGUUAUUUGGUGUGGAGCUUCGCUUGUGACCGAACGCCACUUGUUAACUGCUGCUCAUUGCUUUGAUAUUCGACAGGACCCAACGACGUUCAGUGCAUUGAUUCGUGUUCAUAACCUUCAACAGCCAGAGACCGUUGUCGACAUCGAAAAGAUCAUUAUGCAUUCCGACUAUCAACCCGGAAAAUUUUAUAAUGAUGUGGCGAUCGUCACGUUAGUUAGAUCCGUACCAAACGCUAAGCCAGUUUGUUUACCAAUUGAAGAUCCCAUUGGGGUAGAUGAGCCUUCAGCAGGCGUCGAAGUGCUUGGCUUCGGAUCGCUGGCAUUUGGCGAGCAUGCUAGCCAAACACUGCAGGUAGCCAGCCUCGAAGUGUUCGACAACGCCGCUUGUCAAGCUAACUACUCGUCGAAAAUGGACACGGCCUUACCUCAGGGCAUAAUUAAGACGCAUCUUUGCGCAGGUGCAAGAGAUGGCUCCAAAGAUGCCUGUCAAAAUGACUCUGGCGGCCCACUGGUUAACGACGACCAAAUCGGACGGAAACUCUUGGUUGGUGUAGUCUCUUUCGGCUAUCAAUGCGCACGGGAAGGCUAUCCAGGCGUUUAUUCUAACGUCAAGGAAUUCCUACCAUGGAUUAUGCCUACGAUCAGGAAAAGCUGAAAAAUGCACUAUAUGCAAAUUAAGGCAUAAUCGGAAUUAUAUUCAAAGGAAGGAUUUUGAAGUCCGGUUUUUUUCUGGCAACAUUGUAAAUGGAAUAAAGCAGCUUGUUACGAGGUUACAUAUGAAGGCUAAUCCGUUACGUCCUCACUAUAUUUGAAAGGAAAGUCCUGAGAAUCGUUGGGGCAAGCUUGAUAUUACGCUGAUAUAACCUUAAUUAUGUUCCUGUUCAAAUUACGUUUUUUGUUCCGAUCCUACGCAGGAUUAUUUUUUCAAUAUUCCUUGAAGCGAUUGAUUUUCUUCAUCCCGAUCGGAUUUUCUACGGUACAAGUAUAAAUAUAUACUGACUGAGAAGCUUCAGUUUUGGCCAAAAUAUAAUUUCGCAAUCAAUAGCUGCUCUAGGAUCUUGCUAUAAAAAUGAAGAACUCUUCUCGGCGAAACUUUCUCGCCAUUUGUUCUGGCCAAAGUGUGCCUAGUUGCCUCUCGUAGCAAAUUACUCCGAACAGGUGUUACAUUCUUUUACUCUGUGCAGGCGUAAUGCUUACAUCGGGUCCCUCAACGAAGGCUCAACUGAGCCGAUAAAUAGCAAAAACGAAAUACUGCCCGUAAUAAACCAUUGAGGGCAUUCGAUUUUAAAAGUGAGUCUUUCUAAUUUUUAUUUUAAAUGCUCUCGUAAGAACAAGACGGAAUCCAUCUAACCAGCUUCCCGCCGCCUCUUAGGGGCAGAACCUACAAAAUGACUUCCUGUGGCAUCCUCUCGAAUACGUUGUCGAACGAAACCUCCGCAAAUGACAAAUACCGGUACACUAUUCCCGAAGACAGGUUCUAUCUACUACUAAGUCGAACAGCUAACAAAUUAAUCAUUGAUAUAGAAUGGUGUUGUCUCUAUGGGAAUCAUCGCAAUGAAAUUAAGUUAUAUUCUUCGUUGAAAAUCUUCGUCAAGAUGAUCACAGUGCCCCCGUUCAAUGCGUUGCCGCUCACGGCGAUAAAGGAGCACAGAUGCUUACUAACUGGAUCAGUGCUUUUCCUCUUUUUAUGCGAUACAACCAGAACAAUAUAUAUCUCUUCUUCAGCAGGUGAUCGUAGAAAUGCCUGCAACAGGUCACGGAUUCAACAACAGCUUUAGCUCAACAACUUAAUUUAGCAGGGAGGGACAUUUACGCGACAGCAAGCAACCCAAGUAAGAGAAAUCUAGAUUUGCUACUUGUUCUGGAACCGAACUUAUUCGUCCAAUUCGAUCAACAUAGCAGACGCCAUUAGUAUUCAGAACUGCCUUAGAGACAGCGUAAGUAGGAACAACAUGCUGAUACAAAGUUUUUGUUUUUACAGAAAGUCUAUUUUUAUCCAGAUCGUCUAGAAGUUCAGUUUGAAUUAGCGUGGAAAGAUUACGCUUGUAUUCAGCCUCGACGGGCCGUAUCUGAAGGAUGUCAUAGUAUCACUAGACUACAGGAUGCUUAAACUAUCGUUUAAGGACAAAGACACGUUUCAGCCUGUCCUAUGGCAAACCUAAUCGUUCGCCCUGAUUAGGCAUACGUACAAGGCGUACAAUGUACGCAAUAAAUUAUUGAAACCUUACUAUAUCGUUAUCCAUACUCUUAGUUGUUCGCAUUUUCCGCCCUGUAUCCUAUGUACGACACCUAGCUCGUUCCCUAGGAAAUUCUUAUAAAUGAAAUUGAUCGAAUUUAUGGAUAAUCCAACCGAAGGCGUGUAGCCGAAAUAAUUGAAGAUUGCUUUUGGGACGUAACCAGCGAAUUUGGUUGGCAUCCCAAACCCAUCUGUUAAACUCUGAACACCAUUCGACCAGAUCGUAACCUUUGUCUGUUAAUUUACGUAUCUUCAAAGGGUCGAGUAUGCAUGAACCUACGUUGGCCUUUUAUUUUACAAUGGUACACAAACACCACAGAAUCUCCUAUCAGCCAUCGAUAUAAGUUUGGCAUCUAAUUGAUAUAAAGUCGUUUUCUCUACUUACAUACGGAUCUUGAUUCCGUAUUAUAAUGGUAUAUGUAGAAGAGAAAAACAACGAAAGACAGAAGACAGGUAUACAGCCGUCUAUGUCAACCGAGUACGUCAGCGAACGUUCUCUAGUCUCAAGCUGAACUUGUGCAAACCCUAAAAAACAUCCUAAAGUGAAAGAUGUUUUCGGCCGAAACCGUCACCUCAUUCAACGUUUCUUAUUCGUACGGGUUCACUAGAAUUACACUAUCAGAAUUAAUUCUGUUUUCUCUCACAGAACCAUCGGAUUUCUCAUCAAUCCAUAUGUCCAUCUGUGCGUCGUUUCAGAUAACAGCUGUGGUCAGACACCCCAUAAUGCACGCUAUAUCCCUAUAGAAAACGGCGGUUUUCCGCCCUGAACAGAAUAAAAACAUCGAAUUAAAUUUACUACUAUGACGGGAGAUGAUUGUCCGUGAUGAACGCCGUGCAGAUCAUAAGAGACGCCUCGUAAUUAAGCAAGACUAGGUUCGUGUCGGCUAUUCGAACGGCGAUAUUGGCAAGAUAGAAAUAAAGAUCUUGCCCUGCGGCCAAGAACAAACGUCCAAGAAAUCUACAUAUGCCUAAAUACAGGAGAGGAUUCAUCACCAGUGAAAAAGAAAAGGCGGUUGAUCGGCAAUAUUAUCUAUACUAAACAGUCCUCGCUGUAAGAUUCCUCCGAUGCAGAAUGCAACAUUGGAAUAGCACCGCUGGUUAGUCCAGAUGAGCACCGAAAAUACAAAAAAUGCUCUCUUACAUUAGCCAUAAUUUGACAUUUUAGUGGCUAACCGUGAUAACAAUUCGCUGCAUUUGUUUGUUUCUUAAUGGUAAUAACAAUAAAAAAACAAAAAAAAAAACGGGUUCAAUCAGAUCUGUCUGUCUAUCUCUUUUUCAGGCCAAUUCUUAGUCAACAUGAGAUUUGUGUCACCCGUCAGGAUGGGUUCUUAUCAUUCCCGACUUUUACCAUAACGUAAAGAAGAGGCAGUAUUCUCGCUGAGACGUGAACGUGUCAAGCUUACAUAUAAUGACAGAACUAUGUGGGUAUAGUCGUCACCUUCACUCACUGAUUUUUUUUGAUAAGGGUCUCCACAUUAUUCGGGUUACAGGACUUCGUUCGGUUAUUUUCGCACUUAGUCGUUAAGUGAUGCAUAGGUUCAUGGUGUGCAUCGUUAUAAUGACGCCCGAAAAAAACACACCCGACAAUGAAAAUUUUGUUCUUCAGAAGAACUUCAGCCAUUACAAAGUGAUUAUCGUAGCCGACCGCGUUGACAUUGUUUAUGUCGGCAAAAAA
Molecule: messenger RNA, 7398 nt
Organism: Varroa destructor (honeybee mite)
Lineage: Eukaryota; Metazoa; Arthropoda; Arachnida; Mesostigmata; Varroidae
Biological process (GO): proteolysis
Molecular function (GO): serine-type endopeptidase activity
Source: RefSeq, a predicted model, not a curated record